This is a messenger RNA of Osmerus eperlanus (European smelt), 2036 nucleotides long. It is a transcript of the gene tecra, whose product is annotated as trans-2,3-enoyl-CoA reductase a. The transcript has 11 exons. The record is from RefSeq and is a predicted model, not a curated record. Gene Ontology annotation, biological process: very long-chain fatty acid biosynthetic process. NCBI's taxonomy places the organism in Eukaryota, Metazoa, Chordata, Actinopteri, Osmeriformes, Osmeridae. Gene Ontology annotation, molecular function: oxidoreductase activity, acting on the CH-CH group of donors. Bases 382 to 1407 code for a protein of 341 amino acids.
UUUGUGUGUGGCUUACCAAGGUUACCAAGCUGGUGCAAAGCAAAGUAGGCAGCUUAUAUUUAGCCUUGUGAAUGGCGUGCUGUGGAUUAUGUCUUGGGCCUCUCAGGUUUCGUCUUUGAUGGGUUUUGGGAUGUGGAAGGGGGUUCAUGAGGAUUUGGAGGCAGCUCUUCAGAAGAAGUGUUCAUGGCCUCCUAGCCUUUCCCAGGCUGAGAAGUGACAGGCUAUUUGGACGGAACAGUUCAUAGGAAAAGUGGACCAAGAGAACAGCAACUUCAGCUGGACUACAGUGGGAUUCUGUCUCUGAUUGAGAUAUCGUUGGAUCACUUUUUUCCACCAGUCUAGCUGUAUAGAGGUUAAUAAGAUUAUAGAUCCGAUAUUGUCAUGGAUACAUUAGCAUUAGAGGCAAAAAAUGCAAAUGGGGAUGUAGAGAAAAAGUCUUCUUCAAGACCAAGACCAAAACCUCCCAAAAAGGCCAAAAGAAUAGUUUACUUUGAAGUGGAGAUAUUGGAUGCCAAGACAAAGGAGAAGCUCCUUCUGUUGGAUAAGGUGGAGCCAACAUCCACCGUUUUGGAUAUAAAGACUUUGUUUCACAAGUCAAAUCCAAAUGUGUACCCAGCAAGGCAGUCCUUACGCCUAGACCCAAAGGCCAAGUGCCUGAAGGAUGAAGAGAUUCUACAGACACUACCUGUUGGCACCACGGCCAGCUUCUACUUUAGUGACCUAGGAUCACAGGUUACAUGGGGAACUGUCUUCCUAACAGAGUGCGCUGGGCCACUCCUUAUCUACCUGAUGUUCUACUUCCGUUUGCCGUUCAUCUACGCACCAAAGUAUGACUUCACCAACAGCAAGCAUUGGGUGGUACACCUGGCCUGCAUGUGUCACUCCUUCCACUAUGCCAAGAGAAUACUGGAGAACAUGUUUGUCCAUCGCAUCUCCCAUGGAACUAUGCCAAUGAGGAAUAUAUUCAAGAACUGUGGCUACUACUGGUGCUUUGCUGCAUGGAUGGCCUACUACAUCAACCACCCUCUCUACACACCACCUUAUUAUGGAAAGCAACAGGUGAAGACAGCCCUCAUUGCUUUCUUGCUCUGUCAGCUGGGUAGUUUCUCCAUCCAUGUUGCUCUGCGCAACCUUAAACCCCCCGGUUCCAAGGUAAAGAAGAUACCAUACCCGACAAAAAACCCAUUUACAUGGAUUUUUGCAUUGGUUUCUUGCCCACACUAUACAUAUGAGCUGGGGUCCUGGAUGGGCUUCACGGUGAUGACACAGUGCGUGCCCGUGGCCUUCUUCACCAUUGUGGGCUUCAUCAGGAUGACCGUGUGGGCCCGAGGCAAGCACCGCAACUACCUUAAAGAGUUCCGUGACUACCCCACCCUGCGCUCCCCGAUUCUGCCCUUCAUCCUUUAGGGAGGACUGGCCCAGGCUGACACCCUCCCCAUGUCAGUGGUCAGACCCUCUGCUGUCACCACGGGGGGGGGGUCCCUGCUUCAGCAUGGCUGUCAGGUUCCCAGGCAUCUCUGACUGGACAGGAGAGUUAGGGACAUCACUGGGAGACCCCACGCGCCGUGGCUGUGACAGCUGCUGGACUGAAAGGAGCUAUAAGACCCUUUGAGGCCUAAAUGCAGAUGAGUCUUAAUGUGAGGAAAUGUUCUUGGUAAAAUGAGUGACAAGAAACAUCUCUCCAAUUUUUACUUUACUACUAUAAUUGCUGUUUUUUCAAAGAGUAUAGUUUGCAGCCUGCUUCUGUGGUGUAGAUGGUAUCUAAUUUGUAUUUCUGGUAUUUAAAAUGACAUCUUUUACUGUGAUUAAAUAGCAAACAUAGAUUAAGUAGGGCAACAUGUGAAUAUGUAGGUGACGGGGAUCUGGGACACUUUCUUUAGGUCUUGUUACAGCUUCUAAGUUUCACUGAACAGCUGACGACUGCUCACUCACUGUGUGACGUUUGGGUUUCAGACAGUAACACUAACCCAUUUAAAUAUUUAUUGUACUGAGGCUAACUUUAGACACAUAUGUAAUAAAUAUCAUGCUUCAAGUAA